AUGGUUGGAAUAUUUGUAUUUAUUGUCUUUAUUUUUCUAUUAAAUUUACAAUAUAUUAAAUCACUCAACAAUAUCAAGUUUUCCAAUGAUUUGAAUACUGAACUAUUACUAAAUACAACAUCAGGAUUAUUCCAAGGUAAACAAGUAAGAAUUAAUGAUGUUCCAAUCAAACAAUUUUUUGGCAUUCCAUACGGUGAAAAACCAAUUCGAUUUCAAAUGCCUGUUCCAAAACAAUACAACACAAAAACAAUUAUACAUGCCAUAGAACGAACACCUGCUUGUUUACAAAUAUCUGGCGGUCUUUCAUACGGUCCAUUUCAAUUAUCUGAUAUGUUUGAUGAAGAUUGUUUAACACUGAAUAUAUUUUUACCAAAAACAAAAUCUUCGAUGCCAAAAGCAAUUAUGGUAUUUUCUUCUAGUGACUCAAAUCAAAUUGGUUCAGCUUCAUUAUUUGAUGGAAGUGCAAUUGCUGCUAUUGGUGAUGUUAUUGUUAUUACAAUUAAUUAUCGUUUAAAUAUAUUCGGUUUUUUAACACCAGAUACAAAUAUAAUGUCAGGAAAUUAUGGUUUAUAUGAUCAAUUAUUAGCAUUAAAAUGGAUUUCAUUAAAUGCCAAACAUUUUAAUGGUGAUGCAAAACGUAUAACUUAUGUUGGACAUUCAGCUGGUGCAACAAAUGCUAUUCUACUUGCAAUGUCAAAACAUUCAGACGGAAUUAUAGCUCGAGUUAUAGCUCAAAGUGGUUGUCCAUUUCAUCAAUGGUCAAUUGAUCGACAACCAGUAGUUCGUUUUAAUAAUGUUAUUAAACAAAAUAACAUGAAGUCGAAAAAAAAAUUUCUAUCUUCGAAUAUCGAACAAUUAAAAACAAUGGCAGCAAAAGAUUUUCAGUAUACGUAUCAGUAUGGUUUAGAUAAAUCAUCAGAUUAUCCAUUUCCAGUUGUUGAUAAUGAUUUAGUAAUUGACAAUUUCGAACAAUUGAUUCAUACUGGAUCACUCGUUAAUACUGAUAUAUUAAUUGGUGUUACAGCAGAUGAAUCUUUAUAUUUAGCUGAAGAACAUAUAUUUUAUAAUUAUUUACCAAAACAAAAUCGUAAAAAUUCUUCAAUAGUAACUAAUUCACGUUCAUCAGCAAAAUCAAUUACGGAAUAUGAACAAAUUCAUGGAUUUUCUUAUUUUAAAAAGAAGAAAUUUAUUAAAAAUUUUUUAAAAAAAUAUCAUCCUGAAUAUCUUUGUUUCUAUGAAGAAAUCGAAGCACAAUAUAUGCCUAAAAUAAAACAUGAACGUAGUCUAACUGAGAUCGCUCAUCUCUACACAAAUCUAGUCAGUGAUUUAAUGAUUUAUUAUGAUCUUAUUCGUUUUCUUCGUGAACGUUUACAGUCACAAUCUAAAGCAUCAACUUAUGUUUAUUAUUAUACAAAUCCGGCAAUAUUUAAUCUUAAUAAUCUUCUUCAACGUAUACCAAAUAUGGUUGGACAUUUUGCUGAACUUGACUUAAUAUGGGGUAUACCAUUCUUUAAUCGAUCGAACUUAUCGUAUACAUCAGAUGAAACCGAGCUUAGUCGUCAAAUGAUUCGAUAUUGGACAAAUUUUGCUAAAACAGGAAAUCCGAAUGAACCAAGUUCUGUUUCUGUUCAGUGGCCACCAUAUGAAAAAAUAAAAAAAUCCUAUAUCAAUUUUUAUGCAAAAAAAAUUCUGGUGGAAGAUAAUUUUUUAGAAGCACGUUUUCAAUUUUGGAAUAUAAUUGCACAUCGUCAAUUAUGUAUUCCAUUUUAUUGGUAUCAUACAAGUUUACUUGUUGGAAUCUUGAUACUUACAAUAUUUUUAAUAUUAAUUUAUAUUUUUUUUAAUUCAAAACGAUCACGUCGAAAUAUAAAACCAACAGAAUUGACUACGACAAAUAUAAUAACAACAUAUCAUUUUUUACCAAGUGUUGUCUCUUAA
This is a messenger RNA of Adineta steineri, 1938 nucleotides long. Lineage: Eukaryota; Metazoa; Rotifera; Eurotatoria; Adinetida; Adinetidae. The record is from the annotation of a GenBank genome assembly.